Molecule: messenger RNA, 1055 nt
Organism: Setaria italica (foxtail millet)
Lineage: Eukaryota; Viridiplantae; Streptophyta; Magnoliopsida; Poales; Poaceae
Product: ras-related protein RABH1b
Exons: 6
Coding region: 207-923 (238 amino acids)
Molecular function (GO): GTPase activity; GTP binding
Source: RefSeq, a predicted model, not a curated record
CCCGCGGCGAGCACUGACGUGCGCGCGUCGUGGUGACCGGCCUGCGUUCCUUCCACUUCCUCCUCGGCCCUCGCCAGAACAGCGGGAGAUCUCGGAAUCGCGGGAGGCCGUCCUCCGGUUCCCGGAUCGAGAGGAUCGGAGGCUCGGAGCAGAACCCGAUCGCCUAGCCGACGCGGGGAAGCGAGGCGGCGUGGCGCGGGGAGACGAUGGCACCGGUGGUGUCGGCGCUGGCCAAGUACAAGCUCGUGUUCCUCGGCGACCAGUCCGUGGGGAAGACCAGCAUCAUCACCAGGUUCAUGUACGACAAGUUCGACACCACCUACCAGGCUACGAUUGGCAUUGACUUUUUGUCAAAGACGAUGUAUCUUGAGGACCGCACUGUUCGUCUACAGCUUUGGGAUACUGCGGGACAGGAGAGAUUUAGGAGUCUUAUUCCAAGCUACAUCAGGGACUCAUCUGUUGCAGUGGUUGUUUAUGAUGUAUCCAAUAGGCAGUCUUUUCUGAACACCUCAAAAUGGAUCGACGAAGUCCGCACCGAGAGGGGUGGUGAUGUGAUUGUCGUGCUCGUUGGGAACAAAACUGAUCUUGUCGACAAGAGACAAGUGUCCACAGAGGAAGGGGAGAGCAAGUCGAAAGAACUCAACGUUAUGUUCAUCGAAACCAGCGCGAAAGCCGGGUUCAACAUCAAGCCGCUGUUCCGCAAGAUCGCCGCGGCGCUGCCGGGGAUGGAGACGCUCUCGUCGGCGAAGCAGGAGGACAUGGUGGACGUGAACCUGAAGCCGACCUCCAGCCACCAACUCGCAGCAGCAGGCGGGGAGUGGAUGCGCAUGCUAGAAACAGCGCUAGCUCUGCACAUACGCUCGCCUGACAGAGGUGUUGAUACUGUUACGCAGUUUUUCGGUAGUGUUGAUACUGCCCUUUAAUUUCCUGAUGCUUCUUCUGUAGUGAACCUGAAGGUCCAUCUUUAGUUUGCUUUUUUUUUUCAUUUCCAUCUCGAUUUUGUGUACGGCGAAAGACCAUAUGAUUUCUUACAGUUUCAUGUGUCCUGCUCUGUA